GUCAAUGUCAUUACCUAGAAUUGAACAAAUAUAAAGUUGCUUGCUUCAAUUUGGCUACUAUCUUAACCAUCAAAAUUGAACAACCACUUGCUUAUUUAAUGGAAUUGAACCUUAAACAGUAAAUGUAUUCUCUGUAGUGGAUGUGUUAAAAAGCUCAGUCCGCCUAAUAGUGGUUAAUUAAAAAAAAAAAUUUUAAUGUGGCAACUAACUAGCAUGAACUGAAUGUUGGAAUAGUAUUGUAAUAAAGCUGCCCUAGCCAUCAGACAUCGUAGUAGUAGCUAGAGAUUGGUAGUUCUUGUUGCAUCAUGAGUGGCCAUACACUUUUACAGUAAGAUCUUUUAAUCUAAAUAGCAGGUAUUUUCGCAACAGAGGGCGCUGGUGAUAUCUGAUCUAUUAUUGGUACUUUUAGUAUUUAUGCCCUAUUAAAAUUGAUUACGGUUAACGGCAUGCGCUGCCUUUCAGUUACUAAAAUCUUAUUGGCUAGUACACAGUAUAUUUUCUCACAUUCUUCACGAAAAGCGUAGUAAAUCAGUAUAUAGGAUAUAUACAUAAAGUGUCACAUUGACUGACUCUUUGAUGCAUUUGCUAGUGCUCCUCAACCUGAGGGGGUCGUGACUGCGCCGCACAUUAGCACCAAUGGCAACGCCAGUGAGAAUGUCGUUGUUGGUCGUUGACGACCCGUCGGUCGGGCGUCCUCGGGGUGGCGCCGCGAGUCUAGUUAUAGUGUUGACUGCGGGAAGCGGAGAUAGGACGUCGGGUCAGAGAGUGCAAGAGGAUUCGUUUCUUAGGUAUGGUCCUAAAAACAUCUUUGGGCCCGCGAUUUGCUCCCAACAUCAGCAGAUAGUCAAGUUCCAUGUAUCCCGCGUGCCCCCUAGACGCGGAUACAUAAUAUGAGGUGCCCUGCUCGAAUUUCUUUUUAAUUAUAGUAGUUAGCCCAGCUGACUGCAACCUGACACCACCACACUUCCCAUAUCCCACAACAGGUUGAUCUCGUGAGCUCACCUAGCGAUCUCCGCAAAGUUGGCUAUCAACGAUGAGGUAAAGAAACAAAAAAAAGGAUAAUAUAUGUGUGUUUAGUGCGAGUUUUUGAACAUUCUCGGUAGCUUAUAUGUUAAUGUAAAAUUGUAUGGAGUUGGAAUGUUUGCUUAUGCUUGUAGCUAGUUAGCUAGGGGCGCUGUUCCAACUGCAUACAAAUUUGAGUUAUAUUGCUAUUGAGAACGUUCAAAAGUCGCAUUAAGCACACUGGUUCCAAUAGUACAGGGAAUCCUAGAUUGGAGUACUAAUCGUGAGUGAUUUUUCGGUCAGAAAUCAGCAGUACUGCUAUUAAAGCUUUAGACUUUACGUUAGUAUUAUACCACCUGGCAGUCACAGUUUCCGGGAGCCGUUGCAGCACACUCUGUAGAAGCACACUUACACUGACAAAUAAACUUUAAGUAGGUACUUGUACAUAUAAAGCUACCUGCUCCAUAGGCCGCCUUUUUUUUUUAUUUAUUGAUUAGAUGGCUGGACGAGCUGGUGUUAAGCGGUUACUGGAGCCCAUAGACAUCUACAACGUAAAUGCGCCACCCACCUUGAGAUAUAAGUUCUAAGGUCUCAGUGUUACAACGGCUGCCCUACCCUUCAAACCGAAACGCAUUACUGCUUCACGGCAGAAAUAGGCAGGGCGGUGGUACCUACCCGCGCGGACUCACAAGAGGUCCUACCACCAGUAAUAAAUGAUUUAAAGACUUAGUUUCGUACAAUAGCAUUCAAAAUGGUAUGAUAGGUCCUAUGGAUCUAUUCUAGUUUACCAUCUAUGAUAUAGUGUAAACCAUAGAUUAUCACUAAUAUAUUUUAAGAAAAAAUAUAGGUUACUUUACAUUAUUUUACAAAUUCGAUGUCUAAAAUCGACAUAAAUAUUGUUUUGUUACUUAAUACAUAAAUUAAAAUUCAGCAACAAUUGUUAAUUGAAAAAAAAUGAGCGCUAACGAUAUUUAUCCUAAGUGUACAUUUUCCAUGCUCAAAGGUAAAAUCGACUGUAGAAUUCUUUCUACGUUAAGACAAAUGGGGUUUCAAAGACCUACACGUAUCCAAGCUCAGGCAAUGCCCUAUUUAUUACAACAGAAGGACCUUAUAGGUGCAGCUAAAACAGGAAGUGGAAAAACAUUAGCUUUCUUAAUACCUGCUGUAGAUCAACUUAUUAAACUUGGAUUUACACUAAAACAUGGUACAGGUUGCAUCAUUCUAUCUCCAACAAGAGAAUUAGCUCUGCAGACAUUUGAAGUACUAAAGAGACUCUUGACAGAUAUUGAUAUUUCACAUUGCUUGAUUGUUGGAGGUGAGAAAAAAAAUAAGGAUGUGUCCAAGCUACAAAAAGGCAUGAAUAUUGUAGUGAGUACUCCUGGAAGACUUCUUGAUCAUUUACAAACCACAAACACAUUUAAUUGCAAAAAUCUGAAAUGUCUUAUAAUUGAUGAAGCUGAUAAACUGUUAGAAUCUGGCUUUGAAAAGCAUGUAAAUGGAAUACUGGAAAAACUUCCAAAUGAUAAACAAACCGUUCUUUUUAGUGCAACGAUUGAUGAUAGAGUUAAGAAUCUAGCUAGACUGGCGUUGAGGAGCGAUCCGAUCUGGAUAACUGUUGAUGAUGACGCAAAGCGGUCCACUGUCUCUGGAUUGCAACAGGGGUACUACAUUUGCCCAGUAGAAAAAAGAAUGGCUUGGUUGUACAAGAUGUUGAAGAAGUGCAAGAAACUGAAAGUCAUGGUGUUUUUCUCAUCGUGUAAAUCGGUCGAUUUUCAUUAUGAAUUCUUUAGAGUGAAUUGUAAGGCAAUCGUCUCUAGUAUACACGGCAGACAAAGCCAGGCCAAAAGAAAAGAAGCCUAUCACGGUUUCGUGGAAGCACAAAACGGUGCGUUGUUCUGUACCGAUGUCGCCGCGAGAGGACUGGACAUACCGAGCGUCGAUUGGAUUGUCCAAUACGACCCUCCCACUGACCCUAAGGAGUACAUACAUAGAGUUGGACGUACCGCCCGAGGUAUGAACAGCAAAGGCAAUGCAGUGAUAUUACUUAGACCAGAGGAAGAGGAAUUCGUGAAGUUCUUAGAGAACGAAAAAGUUUAUUUAGAUAAAUACACUUUUGGCGAUCCCCCGGCAGACAUACAAGAAUUUCUUCAAAAACUAAUAAAAGAGAACGGAGUUAUGAAAGUUUUGGCGAGAAAAGCUUUUCUUUCGUUUUUACGUUGUUAUAAAAAUCAUCCACUGAAGAGUAUUUUUAAUAUCAAAAAUCUGAAUCUACAGUUGGCAUCAAAAGCCUUUGGAUUUGAUGAAACGCCUCAUGUCGAUUUCUUACGUUCUAAAUGAAGGUAUCGGAGCGGCAAUACAGGUCUAUGACUUUGAGAAUCUGUGAUAUGUGAUGUAUUUUAUUGGGAAAUAAAAUGUCUUUAAGAAUAAA
Messenger RNA from Bombyx mori (domestic silkworm), 3430 nucleotides. Its product is annotated as ATP-dependent RNA helicase DDX18. Gene Ontology annotation, cellular component: nucleolus. The transcript has 10 exons. The record is from RefSeq and is a predicted model, not a curated record. NCBI's taxonomy places the organism in Eukaryota, Metazoa, Arthropoda, Insecta, Lepidoptera, Bombycidae. The coding region runs from base 1957 to 3339 and encodes 460 amino acids. Gene Ontology annotation, molecular function: nucleic acid binding; ATP binding. Gene Ontology annotation, biological process: maturation of LSU-rRNA from tricistronic rRNA transcript (SSU-rRNA, 5.8S rRNA, LSU-rRNA).